AUGGCAGACGUCCGCGCCCUCCUCGCUGCAGAACGGCAGUCCCGCCGCAUCUCACACCCACACCUCACCUACACUAAGACCAAUGCACUCAUAUGCAACAUAUGCAACCUCAACGUCAAAUCAGAGAAACUCUGGGAGGGCCAUCUGCGAAGUCUAAACCACCGCAAGAAUGUUCAGAAGGCAACCUCACAAGAUUCAAACAUCAACGGCACAAAGAGCAACAAGAAACGGAAACUUGACGAUGUGGACGAAGAAGAUGACGAGGAGCAGAGACCACAGCAGGCUGAGAUGGACCGACGGAAAAUGCCCAAGUCCAGAGUGACCAGUCUGGCCGAGAAGGAGGAAGAGGUCGAGAGCGAGGCGGUUCCUGAGGUACCUUCAAUACCGACAGGGUUGCAACCACAAGACUCAGCACCACUGCCGCCGCGUCCAUAUCCGUCAGACGUAACGCCAGGUGCGCUUGCCAAUGCUGCACCUCCGCCCGAGGACCAACAGCGCUCCGCCCAGCAGCAAAUAGACGAAGACGAGUUCGCAGCCUUCGAGCGCGAAAUCGCCCUCCUUGACCAACCGCCCGCCGCACUCACAGACUACGCAGCGGCAACAAUCUCCGCCGCACCUCUCUCAGCAGAAGAACUUGCCGCACAACAAGCAGCAGAGCAGAAGAAGACCGCAGAGAUUCUCGCUGAAGAUGAAGAGGACGAGGAGAAAGGUCGGUUAGAGGAAGAAUUUGAGAUUAUGGAGGAGUUUGAAGAGCGGGUGAGACGAUUGAAGGAGCGGCGGGAGGAGAUCAGAGCUGGUGCUGGUGGUGGUGAGGUUGGGGGUGCUAUGGUCGUUGAUGAGCAGGCCGUGUCUGAAGAGCAAGCCAAAAGGGCACUCGAUGAUGCGUACGAGGUUACGGCAGGCGACAGUGACAGCCCGAAAGAUCGGCACGCUGAAGAUGACGACGACGAAGAGGACGACGAAGAGGACGACUGGUACGCCUGA
This is a messenger RNA of Cyphellophora attinorum, 984 nucleotides long. RefSeq lists its product as uncharacterized. The coding region runs from base 1 to 984 and encodes 327 amino acids. The transcript has a single exon. NCBI's taxonomy places the organism in Eukaryota, Fungi, Ascomycota, Eurotiomycetes, Chaetothyriales, Cyphellophoraceae. Gene Ontology annotation, biological process: mitotic DNA damage checkpoint signaling; mitotic DNA replication checkpoint signaling; nuclear DNA replication. Gene Ontology annotation, molecular function: nucleic acid binding; zinc ion binding. The record is from RefSeq and is a predicted model, not a curated record. Gene Ontology annotation, cellular component: nucleus; spliceosomal complex.